Molecule: messenger RNA, 1647 nt
Organism: Anguilla rostrata (American eel)
Lineage: Eukaryota; Metazoa; Chordata; Actinopteri; Anguilliformes; Anguillidae
Product: glucose-6-phosphate 1-dehydrogenase-like
Exons: 10
Coding region: 250-1641 (463 amino acids)
Biological process (GO): glucose metabolic process; pentose-phosphate shunt, oxidative branch
Cellular component (GO): cytosol
Molecular function (GO): glucose-6-phosphate dehydrogenase activity; NADP binding
Source: RefSeq, a predicted model, not a curated record
GGAUUCAGUCCCCUUUUCUCAACAGGAACCAAACAUCGGAGGUUUGGGUAACUGCUCGCUGUAUGUCACGUUAGUAAUAUAGGAAGUUGUGUGUUUUUCUGAAGUUGAUCGCCUGUUCACACACCUGUACUUCAAGAAAGUCAUAUUUCAGCUGCCACGGUAGUAUCUUGCUAGUUGGCACACGUUGAUUAGCGAAAUUGUAGAAAUCGGAGAACGACUGCCGAAGUCACUCCCUCUCCUCCAGAAAAGAUGGCGGCCAUCCCACUCUCUCGAUCAGAGGUCUUUGGGCAGCUGAGGAAGGAGUUGCAUGACGAUGUUGAAUUCCACCAAUCAGACGUGCACAUCUUCAUCAUAAUGGGUGCCUCGGGGGAUCUGGCCAAAAAGAAGAUCUACCCCACACUGUGGUGGCUCUUCAGAGACGGGCUGCUCCCUGAGGAGACCUACUUUGUGGGCUUUGCCCGCUCCAGCCUCACCGUGGAGGCCAUUCGUGCUGCCUGCCUGCCCCACAUGAAGGUAGCAGAUGGAGAGGCGGAGCGUCUCUCCGUGUUCUUCAGCAGGAACUCGUACCUGAGUGGGCAGUAUGAUAAUGAGAGCUCCUUCAGCCAGCUCAACGCUCACCUGAGCGCCCUGCCGGGGGGGCGUGAGGCCAACCGUCUCUUCUACCUGGCCCUGCCCCCCAGCGUCUACCACAGCGUCACCAAGAACAUCCGCCACCAGUGCAUCAGCACCAAGGGCUGGAACAGGGUGAUCGUGGAGAAGCCGUUUGGGCGGGACCUGCAGAGCUCGGAGGAGCUCUCCGCCCACCUGUCCUCCCUGUUCAGCGAGGACCAGAUCUACCGCAUCGACCACUACCUGGGCAAGGAGAUGGUGCAGAACCUCAUGGUGCUCCGGUUUGGAAACAGGAUAUUCGGUCCUAUUUGGAAUCGGGACAGCGUGGCCUGUGUGGUCUUCACCUUCAAGGAGCCCUUCGGGACCCAGGGGCGGGGCGGCUACUUCGACGACUUCGGAAUCAUCCGUGAUGUCAUGCAGAACCACCUGCUGCAGAUCCUCAGCCUGGUUGCCAUGGAGAAGCCAGCUACCACCAGCUCCGACGAUGUGAGGGAUGAAAAGGUGAAGGUGCUGAAGUGCAUUGCCCCCGUCACACUGGGUGACAUGGUGCUGGGACAGUAUGUGGGAGACCCCGCGGGGGAGGGCGACGCUAAACUGGGGUACCUGGACGACCCCACCGUCCCCAAAGGCUCCAACACCCCCACCUUCGCCACCGCCGUGCUCUACGUACACAACGAGCGCUGGGACGGCGUUCCCUUCAUCCUGAGGUGCGGUAAGGCGCUAAACGAGCGGAAGGCCGAGGUGCGGCUGCAGUUCACCGACGUGCCGGGCGACAUCUUCGGCGGCCAGUGCCAGCGGAACGAGCUGGUGGUGCGGGUGCAGCCCAACGAGGCCGUUUACGCCAAGAUGAUGAGCAAGAAGCCCGGGGUCUACUUCAGCCCCGAGGAGACCGAGCUGGACCUCACCUACGGCAGCCGCUACCGGGUACCACAGUGCACACGCACACGCACACACGCACAUGCAUACACACAUGCACACGCACAUACACGCACGUACACGCACACACACACGCACGCACGCACACGCACAUAAGCACUU